UGUCAAGGUGGAGCCAUGGAGCCAACGCCGCAGAGCUCUGACUACUUCCCCAGGAAUGGCCCUUGCCCUGUGGGCCACUACUGUGAAGCAGGGUGCCUCUCCCCAAUUCCAUGCCCUCUUGGCAGUAUUCGCAACACCACUGGAGGUGUGUCCAUGGAGAGCUGCACUGCAUGUCCUGCAGGUCACUACUGCUCCACUGAGGGUCUUGCCAACCCCAGUGGCCCCUGUGCUGCUGGUUUCUUCUGCCCUUUUGACUUUGCUUCAACCACCCCGUAUGCCUUCCUCUGUCCCAAGGGCCACUACUGUCCAGAAGGCUCUGCUCUGGCCCUGCCUUGUCCCACAGGAGAGUACCAGCCAAACCCAGGCUCAGAUAGCUGCAUCCCAUGCCGACCUGGAUUCUACUGUGAGGAGGCCAUAGUGGGAGAGCCAUGGCCAUGCCCACCACACUCAUUCUGCCCUGCAGGCACCAUGGUGCCUCAGCCCUGCCCUAAUGGGACAUACACUCAUUCAAACCAGGAAGGGCUACAAGAAGAGAGAGAGUGUUUACCAUGCCCUCCAGGAAAGUUCUGCAGGGCUGGAAGAAUCCAGGGUGUAUGUGCUGCAGGCUAUCUUUGUGUCUCUGGGAGUGCAGAUUUCACCCCUCAGGGACCAAUGUCUAACUUGACCCAGUGCCAGUGGGGCAUGCAGUGUGCUGGUCUAUGUCCACUAGGUUUCUACUGCCCUAAGGGCACAGAGAAGGCUGUGUUGUGUCCUGCAAACACUUUCAGAAGCUCCCCAGGAGGUGCCAGCCUACAAGACUGCUUAUCCUGCCCACCUCAGCAUUGGUGUAAACCUGGAGAGCUAGUCCUUCAUCUGUGUCCUGCUGGUCAUUACUGUGAUGGUGUAUCUGGCAGUGACUUCAGUGAAGUGACAGGACCCAGACCAUGUCCUCUGUACACCUAUCGAGUUUCCCCUGGAGCAGGCAGCAAGGGUGACUGCCUGCCCUGCCCUCCUGGUUCACACUGUAACAGCACAGGGCUUACAGACUAUUCCAACAGUCCCUGCCCACCUGGUUUCUGGUGCAGUGGUUCUGGACCCCCCAUCCUCUGCCCUGCAGGCACUAAGCGACCCCUUCCUGGAGCUGCUUCACCCAGCCAGUGUGAACCCUGUACAGGGGGAACCUUCUGCCCAGAUCCUUGGGCUACAGGAAAGCCCAAUGUAGAGGGGAUCCCCUGCAGGGCCUCCUAUGAAUGCCCCAUGGGUGCAGUCUCAGAGAGGCUGUGCAGAGCUGGCUCAUACUGUAGACCUCAGACUGCAGAGCCCCAAGUCUGUCCUGAAGGUUAUAUUUGUCCUGAGGGAUCCCAUUCAUACCUUAACCCCAAACAACUCUGUCCAUUUCCCUACUACUGCCCAGCCAACAGCUCUGCCAUGAAGUCCUGCGAAGGGGGUUCCAUGCCUGUCAACACCAGUGGACUCAGAGGAUCCAAAAACAGCUGCUGUAGUUUGUGUGAGGGGGGCACCUAUCGUCUGUACCUCUCCUCCAUCCUACAAUGCCUUCCAUGUCCACCAGGAUACUUUUGCCCCCCAGGUACAGAGCACUACAAAAAUAAUCCUUGCCCUCUUGGGUAUGUCUGUCUCAUGGGAUCCACUCAACCAGUACCCUGCCCCCCUGGCUCCUUUGGUAACCUCUCUCAUGCUGAAACAAUGGGCGACUGUCACCUAUGUCCAGCUGGCACCUUCAACCAUCUGCCUGCUCAGAAGGCCUGCUUUCCCUGUGGCAGCUCCUCCACCUCACUAGCAGGUUCUUCUUCUUGUACCUGUAUUGGUAAGAACCGAGCAUUCCAGCACUCGGAUGGUUCAUGUUUGUGCAGAACUGGUUUUAUCUUCUACAAUGAACUGGAUUUCAAAAGCUCUACCUCUGACAGUGAAUUGGACUGCCAGCCUGAGGCGAACAGACGGUGUUCCACAGGACAAGUACGUCUGGCAGCAUCCAGAGAGUGUGUGUCACCCCCCCUUCACUCCUGCAAUAUCACCUGUGGACCACAUGGAGGAACUCUGGAUGUGGAGAUGGGCAUCUGCCAGUGUGAGCGAUAUGUGUCUGCUGAAGAACUUUGCAACACAUCCUGCCUUUCCAGACUGCCUCAGGUCUCUGCCCAGUUCUCCCGAGAUGGACAUCUGCUGCUCAGCCUCAAAGAAAGAGACAGUAUGGUCUGGGCCAGGACCAUAAUGAAUGUCUUAGGACCAGAUAUCCAUGCAAGGAGCAUCGGUAAAAUCCAUCUACUCCAAUUUGUCUCUGAAGGAGUGUUUGGUUGGAUUCCCACACAGCGAGAGCUCAUCUAUCAGUUUCUGUCAGAACCAAUAGAACUUCUAAAUACAAGACCCAGAAAGAGGAGAGACACAGAGGAUGAUGAUAAUGCUGCCAUCGACUUUGCUGUCCUUCCCCGUAUCCCCAACCCCAUCGCCUGUCUGUCCUCCGGCGACAUGCUCAUUUUCCAUCUCACCAUCAACCACACUGACCGCCAUUUCAGCCACUUCCCAGUGUAUCAGAAAGACCACCUAUUUAACAGUAACCCCAGCUGGGACUUUGGUGCCUUCAGACGUCUGCAUUCACUCAUAACGCAGACAAACUUCAACUCUACAAGGUUUGCCCAUGUGUUUUCAGAAACAGGGAAGUAUGUGUUUGUUGAUAAUGCUGUCCCCGAGUGGAGUAUGGUGGUGGUUGUCAGUGAGGAGGGGACAGAGUGUGACCCUCGGGCCUCCGUCUUCCAGCCCAUGACCCCAGCACAGCUGGUCAAGUACGGCAUUGUCAAGCAGCACAGACUCAACCUUCUACCUGACUGGGGAGUUAUAGCAGGGAUCCUGAGUCUGCUGCUGGUUGUAGUUGUGGUUGUGACCACCACAGUGCUAGUUCUACGACCUGGCAAAGCAAAACUUGUCUCCCAGUGGAGGACUAAGCCAAAGUGGCGCAGCCUUGGGGAGCCCUUCUGUCCAGUGGAUUGUGUUUGCAGUGGAGACAGCAUAGUUGUCCCAAGCCUAGGUGGCUUCUUAGGCAGUAGGGGUGUAGGAGAGGGAGCAGAAUCUGAGGAACCCGCUGUUUCAAAAGGAGGAAGUGUGUCAGGGUGUUGUGAUUUGGAGGAGUUCAAUGUGAAGACUCUUUAUGACAAACUAGAGGAUCAGAACCUCCACAUAGCCUCACAACUGGCCCGACACCGCAAAGACACACAGGAGUUUUAUAGAAACAUCUGUCAACAGACUGAAACACUCAAGAAUGUCUUUGAGAAUAUGGAUCAUAAAAAACUUAGUCUUCUUAAAGAGCUGCUAGUCCAUAAUAAAAUGAGGGAUAAACCAUCUAACAGCACUGCAGGAGAGAGAGAUACACAAGCUGAGGCCUCUGUAGCGUUACUGGGAGCUGUUCUCAGAUCAGUGGAAGCUCUCUUAUGCAGGCUGAUAGGAGAAGGUUGGCAUAACCAGGAUGGGUCUGGUCCCCCGUACUGUCAUACUGGUCCUCAUGAUGCCAGGGAAUGUGAGCCACAAUCUGGAUACACACAACCUGGUGACACAAACAUGUGUUAUACGCAGUGUUCAUCAGUGAAUAUGACCAAAGCAGAAGCUCUUCCCCAUGAACCAGUCCAUCUACAGAGCACAGCUCCUUGUCUAAGUGACCACAACCUGUCCAAGUUGGUCUGCAUAUCUCCUCUAUUCAAGACCCUGCAAGAGAUCCAACAGUCUUUACAGGAACUUACCACAGCUGAAUCUAAUCAUCAUCUCCACCAUGCAACUACAGAGCAUUUUGUCCAGGAGAACAAUGAUGGGCAACUUAUUCCGACUGCACUGGACAACCUCUCACCUCAACACUCUGCCGUCUUCCUUUUUGGUUGCCAAGUGAUGCAGUUGCUUGCAAACUGUCCCCUGUUCCCUUGUGUGCUGCUGUUGCUCGCCAAGUCGAUUCCUGGUUCUCCAUCUUCCUCUAAUGAGGCUCUGCUGGCACAAUGCUCAAGGGACUUUUAUUUUGAUGCAACCAAUCAAAUCCUUUAUCUAUCAGAGGAAAAGCUUCAGCAUGUGGGACAUUUCAUUGCUACUCUUCUGGAGUCCAUGGCCCACAUAGCAUCAGGAUCUAAACCCCAGAGCUUUAUGCAAGCUCUCCAUGAGGCUAUUUCAGCUUUAAGCCUUCAGCUGUUCAACUUUUCUUUCAAAUGGAGCACAACAGAGUCAAAAUUUGAUGCUUCAGAGGAGCAGCAUGGUGCAUUAGUUGAUGAAUUUCUCAACAUUAGAGUUCCCACUGAAACACAGUUCACUGAGCACCUAUUAGCUAGCAGACUGGAGAAAUACAAAUAUUUCAAGUUAGAGCAGCUCAUCGCAACCCUCAAACAGAGUUCAGCUGAGGACAAACACACAGGUUUACCACCAAAAGGGACACCGAUGCAGAUGUCCUGUAUAGAGGAAGAAAUUGACAGCAUGAAUAAGUCUUUCUUGCAGCUGAGUGUGCAGCUACAAGAGCGAGCUCAAAUGAGUGCACGGCUAAAGGAGAGAGAGAACAGUGCUGGCAACCAUGCUGAGAGGGCAACACCAACAAGCAUGCCAAGCCUGAGUCGUAAUGGAACAAUCCUGCUGGAACUGAAGAGACGCCAUGUAUCACAGCGCCUCAAUGAGCUCCAAAUCACAUUAGGCCAGAUCAGACAGUGCCAGCAGCGUGACAGCAAGUCAAAAGAUGGGACAAGAGGCCAUAGUCAAACAGACAGCAGCACCACUCAGCAGGGGCAGAGGGAGCAUUAUCCUAGCAUAGAUGGCUGCAGUCCUGCUGACGGCCAGCGGCAGGACAGUGUUCCAGCUAGCCAGAGUCACAGCCAACAAACCGUAGAGAGCAAUAACUAUAAAGCUGAGAGUCAUAUUUCUGACCAGCAGAGGAGUGACACAGUCCAGAGCAACAACCCUGGCACAUUACUGGGCUGCCAGAUGCUAAAGAGCCAAGAUCAGCUGCAUCUUAAUGUCACAGGGAAGCAGGAACUAAACACUCACAUCACAAUAAAAAAUACAACUGGACAUACAGAUGUUGAUGACAUGCUGGGGCCUACUGGUCAGAAGCUGGAUCUGAAUGUAGAUAAAUGCUGAAUAAUGUGUUGUUUUUAUGCGGUUCUCUCAUCAUCACUUCUCUGUCUCCCUCCUUGUUUUGAUUUUUCAUGCUGAGCCUAAAAUAGCUUAUCUACACACAGUGUAAUAUUAUCUUGUGUUUGACGAGGUAUGAGCCGAGUGACCUCUGUCUUAAUUUGCACCAGCUUUUAAACAAUACAGCUGUGUUCUUUUUAAUUAUCUGUGAUCCCGGACAGAAAUAAUUUCUGGCAACAAGCAGCGGUGUGACACAGUCUAUCAUCUUGUUCAAAUAGUUUCUCAGUCAGGAGUUUAUACUGGUCUCUAAGACAGGCUUUGUUCAUUACCAUAUUCUAAUUAAGACAAUAAACUUCAGCUGAAUGAA
Molecule: messenger RNA, 5449 nt
Organism: Morone saxatilis (striped sea-bass)
Lineage: Eukaryota; Metazoa; Chordata; Actinopteri; Moronidae
Exons: 32
Coding region: 16-5088 (1690 amino acids)
Source: RefSeq, a predicted model, not a curated record